Besnoitia besnoiti is the source of this 1101-nucleotide messenger RNA. RefSeq names its product putative GTP-binding protein. The record is from RefSeq and is a predicted model, not a curated record. Lineage: Eukaryota; Apicomplexa; Conoidasida; Eucoccidiorida; Sarcocystidae. Gene Ontology annotation, molecular function: GTPase activity; GTP binding. Gene Ontology annotation, biological process: cytoplasmic translation. Gene Ontology annotation, cellular component: cytoplasm. Bases 1 to 1101 code for a protein of 366 amino acids. The transcript is spliced from 13 exons.
AUGCAGAGGAUCAAGGAGAUCGAGGCCGAAAUGGCCCGCACGCAGAAGAACAAAGCCACAGAGCAUCACCUUGGCGGUUUGAAGGCGAAGCUCGCACGGCUGCGUUCUCAGUUGCUAGAAGCGCCGAAGGGCGGCGGAGGCGGGAAAGGCGACGGCUUUGAUGUCGCGAGGCAGGGAGACGCGCGCGUGUGCAUGAUUGGCUUUCCGUCUGUCGGAAAGUCCACGCUGCUCAACUCGCUGACCGCGACGUCUUCGCAGCCGAGGGCGUACGAGUUUACCACACUGUGCUGUCAACCGUCGGUGUUCUACGUGAACAACGCGAAGAUUCAGCUCCUCGAUCUCCCCGGUAUCAUCGAAGGCGCCGCGGAAGGCCGCGGUCGUGGGCGACAGGUCAUCGCCGUUGCGCACAGCUGCGACUUAAUUCUCGUCGUACUCGACGCGACAAAGGACGAUCGUCAGAAAGAGCUCCUAACCAGGGAACUUGAGGCCGUGGGCAUCCGCCUGAACAAACGACGUCCCAAUAUCUCCCUCCGCAUCAAGAAGGGUGGCGGCUUGACUGUGAACUUCAUCGUGCCAUGCCCGCGGCUGAAUCUCAAGACGGUUCAACAGAUUCUUCAGGAGUAUCGCAUUUUCAAUGCCGACGUCGUUGUGCGAGAAGACUGCAGUGCGGACGACUUCAUCGACGUCGUGGAGGGCAACAGAAAAUACGUUCGCUGCAUCUUCGUUUACAACAAGAUCGAUAUGCUCCCUCUCAACGAAAUUGAUCAGAUUGCGAGGAAGCCGCACAGCGUUGUCAUCAGCAGCGGCGCGCUCUGGAACCUCGAGCAGCUGAAGGAGCGCAUCUGGGAGGAACUUGGCAUCGCCCGCGUCUACACCAAGCGAAAGGGCCAGUUUCCCGACUUCGAGGACCCUGUCGUCAUGACAGAACAACGAGGCCCGUGCACGGUCGAGACCGCUGUGUCGAUGAUUCACAAGGAGCUUCUGAAGGACUUCAAGUUCGCUCUGGUGUGGGGUAGCAGCGCGAAGCACAAUCCGCAGCACGUUGGCCUGAGUCACCAGCUCGCGGACGAGGACGUGCUGCAGAUCUUUAAACGCAUCUGA